Molecule: messenger RNA, 1801 nt
Organism: Prunus avium (sweet cherry)
Lineage: Eukaryota; Viridiplantae; Streptophyta; Magnoliopsida; Rosales; Rosaceae
Product: Zn-dependent exopeptidases superfamily protein
Biological process (GO): proteolysis
Molecular function (GO): zinc ion binding; metallocarboxypeptidase activity
Source: RefSeq, a predicted model, not a curated record
UCUCUUCUUUUGCCACACAGCUUGAAAAUGGAAUAAUGAAAACUCAAGGAAAAGAAAAAAAAACUAAACUAAAAUAGAUCAACUUUUUCCUUCUUUUCUUCUUCUUCUUCUUGGUUUUGGUCUGACUGGCUCUGGCAUGGCUCAUCUCCUUCUCCUCUCCUCUCCCUUAUCCAUCAGUUUGUGUUUCUUUGCUUGGUUGCAAGGUUUCUUGGUCGUUCAUGGCAAUACUAAUCUCACUCACUCUUCUUUGACGCCCAUUAAUCGUGAUCUCUAUCAUUCCAGUGGGGAUUUGAUGGAAGAAAUAAAAGCUUUGGUCUUUCGUCACCCAGACCUGCUCACUUUCGAUACAAUUAAAUCUCGAAACAAGGGCUACUCUGCUGAGAUCGCAGUAGUUACCUAUUGCCGGAGAAGGCAAGAGACUGAUGACAGGCCAAAGUUUCGGAUACUUCUUAGUUUUGGACAGCAUGGAAGGGAGCUCAUUACAUCUGAACUUGCUUUGCGAAUCCUUUCAAUAUUGAGUAAAGAACAGUUUCUACCCAACCUGGACCCAGCCACCUUAGACCAUACCCUUGACAAACUCUUGAUAAAGAUGGUUCCUAUGGAAAACAUAAAUGGCCGCAGAAUUGUUGAAGCAGGAGACCUCUGUGAGAGGAGAAAUGGGAGAGGAGUUGAUCUCAACCGUAAUUGGAGCGUAGAUUGGGGCAAAAAGGAGAAGGAUUAUGAUCCAUAUGAGGAAAAUCCUGGAACUGCUCCUUUCAGCGAACCUGAAACUCAGAUAAUGCGGAAAGUUGCCGUGUCAUUUGAUCCACACAUAUGGGUUAAUAUACACUCUGGAAUGGAGGCUCUAUUUAUGCCAUAUGACCAUAAGAACACAACCCCUGAUGGAGUUUCCUCGCACCAGAUGAAGUCAUUGCUUGAGGAACUCAACCAUCUGCAUUGCCAAAGGCGUUGCAUGAUUGGGUCUGGUGGAGGUUCUGUUGGGUAUCUGGCACACGGGACAGCAACUGAUUAUAUGUUUGAUAUUGUAAGGGUGCCAAUGGCUUUCACCUUUGAGAUAUAUGGAGAUGGAGCAGCCUCAUCAAGAGAUUGCUUCAAAAUGUUCAAUCCCACUGACUUUGGUACCUUCAAUAGAGUUCUCAAUGAAUGGUCUGCGGCAUUUUUCACAAUUUUUAAAUUGGGGCCAAACCAUCUUGGUGAAAAUUAUUCCAAGGCUUCUGUGCCCACCUUAGACAAGUGGGUAUCCAUAGAUGAGUAUCUUGACGGGUACUUAGUUGAGAGGAGUAGCAGAUAUGGAAAGAAGAUGGAGGUGCUUGAAUUAGGAAUGCAGGAGAUAAGAACAUAUUUCAGGCUCUUCUUGUUAUCUUCCGUCCUGUUAUUGUUCAUGUUCUGUUCCAGAAUUUCAAAAGGCAAGUGUGCUAGACCAAUUGUUUCUGCUAUUGCACUCUGAUAUUGAGAAACAACCCGGCGUCAGCAGCUUCCUGCCGCACUGGACUGAUCAGAUGUGGUUCCGCACAUUCCACCACUUCUCCAUUUGUUUCCAAUAGUUUUAGUGAAACACCAUGAGCAGCAAGAAGUUGAGGUCCGUAAUUUGAAGUGAAUUUUGAUUUACCCAUUCCUAGUCGUCAUGGGAAGAACAGGAAAAAUAAGAAUAUAUAUGCCAAAUUUUUGAGAUAGGAUCUCCUCAAAUUUUUAUAUGUACAAGUACACACAAUACGAACAAUUUUUUUAACUCAUAGUGUAAUUGUUUACUCUGUAAAACUAGUCAUAUUCUUUUCAAGUGAAGCAUCAAUGUAUUUGCUUA